AUGGCCACCUUAAACGAAAAACAACAACCUUCAUCUCCAGCAAGCGCAACACCUAGACAAGGAUCCAUAGAGGAGGGUACCUUGGUGGACCAGGCUUCAUUCGACAAGAAGAGGCAACGACCCGACGGCAAGAUUGAGCUUACAGACGAAGACGUCUGGGAUACUCACCUCGGUUACACUUGGCCAUGGUGGAAGAAAUGGGGAAUUCUCUCCGUUAUCUUCUGCGUACAAGUGUCUAUGAACUUGAACGCGAGUCUGUACGCGAACGCCGUGACAGGACUGACGGACGAGUUCGGCAUCUCGGCCCAAGCAGCCCGCGUCGGCCAGAUGAUAUUCCUCGUUUCAUAUGCUUUCGGUUGUGAGCUAUGGGCACCUUGGUCUGAGGAGCUCGGACGCUGGCCUAUUCUCCAGCUCAGUCUGUUCUUUGUCAACAUCUGGCAAAUACCUUGCGCACUCGCGCCUAACUACGGCACAAUAGUCGUGUGCAGAUUCCUUGGUGGUAUCUCCAGUGCUGGCGGAUCUGUAACGCUCGGCAUGGUAGCUGACAUGUGGGAGGAACAUAACCAGCAAUACGCUGUGGCAUUCAUCGUCUUAUCAUCCGUCGGAGGUUCGGCUGUUGGGCCCAUCUUCGGAGGCUACGUCGAGCAAUCGCUUAGCUGGCACUGGUGCUUCUGGUUGCAGCUCAUCGCCGGCGCAGCAGUCCAGUUCAUGCACUUCUUCACUCCGGAAACCCGCUCGUCUGUCCUGGUCACGCGCGAGGCCAAGCGUCGCCGCAAGGCCGGCGAGACGAACCUCUACAGUACGGAGGAGUUGAAUGGCUCGGCUCUGUCCGUGAAGAGCGUGCUCACUAUCUGGACGCGCCCAUUCAUCAUGUUCGUGCGCGAGCCGAUCGUUCUUUGGCUUUCGCUCUUGAGUGGGUUCUCCGACGCGCUCAUCUUCACUUUCCUUGAGGGGUUCUCGCCUGUAUUCAAGCAAUGGGACUUCAAUACCGGAGAGAUCGGCCUUGCCUUCAUUCCCAUCAUGAUCGGCUACUUUAUCGCAUGGUUCAGUUUCUUUCCCUUCAUUCGCAGCCAGAUUCGGAAACGUGAACGGGAUGGCCCCGACUCUCUUGCUCCUGAAGCUCGCCUGUACUGGCUGCUCUACCUCGCACCGCUCGAGCCCAUCGGGUUGUUUGGCUUUGCAUGGACCAGUCAAGGACCGCCCACCACGCACUGGAUUGCUCCUCUGCUAUUCUCUGCUCUCAUCGGUAUCGCCAACUACGGUAUCUACAUGGCCACUAUCGAUUACAUGAUCGCCUCGUACGGCCCGUACAGUGCAUCCGCAACCGGCGGGAACGGUUUCGCCCGCGACUUCCUCGCUGGCAUCGCCGCCAUGUACUCUACGCCGAUGUACUCCAACAUCCCUGGAAAGCCGCUCGAAUACGCCUCAACAAUCCUCGCAUGCAUCGGUGUACUCGUCGUCAUCCCCGUCUACCUCUUCUACUGGAACGGCCCGACGAUCCGUGCGCGCUCUAAGUUCGCCAUGACGCUCGCUAGUGAACGCCACGAGCAUCCGCAUCGGCCGACGACUGUUGGCGAGAAGGCGCAUGCGGACCAGAUCGAGCAUAUGGAGCAUGCGCCGGCGCCAAAUGAGAAGGCUGGUACUGGUGCUACCGUUGAGCAUGCCGAGCACGCAUAG
Molecule: messenger RNA, 1677 nt
Organism: Peniophora sp. CBMAI 1063
Lineage: Eukaryota; Fungi; Basidiomycota; Agaricomycetes; Russulales; Peniophoraceae
Source: the annotation of a GenBank genome assembly